GAACUUCCUACUAGUGCCUGGAGUAAUACCUAACUUAACAGCAUCGUGACAAUGGGAUUCUAAAUAAAAUCAUGACACUCUGCUGGAGUUAUUAGCAUUGUAAUUCAUACUGUAAUAACCUCUACUGUAAGCUUAUCGCACCCUAAUGUGAAUCAUCCUCAUAUUCUUCUUUGACAAUGUUAUUGGUGACAGAAAGAGCAAGGGGAAUUGUAGAGGCGUAACUCGCAGUGUCGAAGGCCAUGACAAGAAAGAGCCGUUGACAAGUUGUCGAAGUCGACGUAAGAAGCGACAUCGACGGUCGCCAAGAAGAGGCACACGUGGAAGAAGAAGGAAGGAAUGAAAAAGGGACGCAUUGUGUAAUUGAAGUGGGGAGGUCGAACGAAUGGGAGAGGGCUAAGAGGGCGUGGGAAAGGCGUCUCCCCGUCAUGCGCCUUCCGUCACGAAACGCCCAGGAGGUACGGCCAUUGGCCCGGAAGGCGUGUAGCCUGGACUCCAAUGGAUAGUUGCGCUCAACGAGCCAAUCGGGAUCUGGUAUCCUGGGGAAACGGGUUGGCGUGGUGGGGUGCCGGGCCACGGCGUAGGGCAACCCGCGAGGGCUUCAGGGGAGAGGGGAUCCACGGGAGUCUUUUCGAAAUUGCCGGGUGGCCCCGCGGCGAGUCUUCACUCAGUCCCGCUGUGAACGCAGCAAGGAACGCAACGGAUUUUCACUCUCUCGCCACGUUAGUGUUUGUUUUUCCGCGAUAGCCAUCCGCCACUGCCGUAGUAGCUGGACCAGUUUUGACGCGCGGGGUACGAACUGAGAAGGAGUGGUUGAUCUGACAGGGAGUGCUCGUGAGCGUUAUCGCUUUAAGACAGUGCGCUUCAGGUGCCUUCCGUACGUGCGUGCGUGCGUGCGUGCGGGCGGCCGUGCGACGGUACGUGGAUUUACUCGGGACGUCAGAGCAGAAGAAUAGAAAAGCAUCCCACUGGCGAUGCUCUACGCGUCGGGGUGACACAAACAGGGAUAUAUUUAUUUACACGUGGGAAAGACGUCGACUCGGGACGCCGAUCGGCACAACAGUCAUCGUCUCGUUCCGCGAUGCCCCUGCCGGGACAUCGUAAAGACUCGCGACGUGAGUUUAUCGGAAGGUACGUUUAGGUGAGGUCUUCCAACUGUGUGUACGCAGUAAAUCCGCCUCAGAGACGUCGACGUCAAAGGAGAAGGAGGAGGAGGAGGAGGAGGAGGAGGAGGAAGAGGAGGAGGAGGGAGAAGAAUAAGAGGAAGAAACGUUGGUGUAAAGAUUGAAGAAGCAAAAGAAGCCUAAUUCUACAAGGAAUUGAGGAAGCAAGAUCAUCAAGAUGAUGAACGCAUUCCUCGACGGGGUGUCCUCGCAUCCCCAUCACCUGGCGAACCUAGGAAUCAAACUAUCUCCGGGUGGUACAGCGACCGAUGGCGGUCCAGGAGUACAGCCAGCUACGGGAGAGGCACCUCAGCAACACCACUUUCAUCCUCAGAGCUAUCCACAUCAUCCCCAUCCGACGCCUCACAUGGCCCCUCACAUGGGCCAUCACAUGGGACAUCCUGGAUACGCGGCUCGGGAUUUCCUAUUGCGACGGGAACACGAGUUCAAUGCGACGGCUAACCCAACGACCCCCGAGAGCGGUCUCGGGCUCUUUCCACCCCUUCAUCACGACAGCACGGCGGCUACUAUGCAGCAAUUUCCUCAUCACGGGCAGCAUCCUCUGACCGCCACUCAUUAUCCUGGACAUUAUCCUCAGGACAGUCGACUGGCACCUCAUCAUCAAUACCUUGGUACUCCUCACCUUCCACCUUCCAUACACCAUCAGCAACAUCCCGCCGUGAGCCAUCCCAGUCAUCCUCAUGGUGCCUUCCUCAGAUACAUGAGAGGCGGCAGCUCUCAGAGGCAGGAGAUGUCCUGCAUGUGGGUCGACCAGGAUACUCCGGGACCCCGGAAACUCUGCGGCAAGCUCUUCAACUCCCUCCAUGACAUUGUCACGCAUCUCACCGUGGAACACGUGGGUGGACCGGAGUGUACGACGCACGCGUGCUUCUGGCAGGGAUGCUCGAGAAACGGAAGAGCCUUCAAGGCCAAGUACAAGCUCGUCAAUCACAUAAGGGUUCACACGGGUGAGAAACCCUUCCCCUGUCCCUUUCCCGGCUGCGGCAAAGUCUUCGCCAGAUCAGAGAACCUCAAGAUCCACAAGAGAACGCAUACCGGCGAGAAACCAUUCAAAUGCGAGUAUUCCGGGUGCGAGAGGCGUUUCGCAAACAGCAGCGACCGCAAGAAGCACAGCCACGUUCACACGUCCGACAAGCCCUACAACUGUCGUGUAUCUGGAUGCGACAAGUCCUACACGCAUCCCAGUUCGCUGCGCAAACACAUGAAGGUGCACGGUAUGACCCUUGGAGAAGGAAAGAUCGGCGGUGGAUACGAGAGCGAAGGAGAAGAGAGCAGCAGCAGUGGGGGUAGUCUGUCCGUGACCGGACACACGGAAUCGCCCCAGCCACCCCCAAUCGUUCCCACGACGACGUCGACGUCGGUCCCGGCGACGGCCAAUCCUCCAGCGACUCAUCCCUCGUCCCGGGGUCCCGAGCUCACCGAGUGGUACGUCUGCCAACCCCCUGCGGUCGGAUCGCAGCACAGCCCACUAUCGGGACCACCCCCGCCACACCAUCUCGGACACCAUUUCAACCCCCUCAUGCACCAUCAGGCCACUGCCUACUAACCAUGGUUGAUCUGAGACAUCGACAAGGUGUCCGUUCAACCGGAACAAACCCCUCGAAGAUGGGGUAGCUAGAUUCUCCACACCCCCCACCAUUCCCCUCCCUCUUCCUCCGACUCCUACAGCGAUAUCUCAGGGUCGAGAUACAUUGAAGAUUUUCUUCGGUCCUUUCGCUAAGGUCGAUCGUGAAUUUUUGUCCUUGUUCGGUAGUUGCACUAUUUCGACGUGAGACUUACGGAAAAAGAUCGUGACUGUUCGUUUUCCGGUCGAUUGUCCGGUCGUGACGAACGCAACGAUCUCUCGUGUUUUUAAUGAAUUUUUUUUUUUUUUUUUUUUAAUGACAAUUCGACGAAGACGUAUUACCUGAAUUUUUAGUAUAUACUUUUUGUAUCGGAUAGGCCGAGAAUAUGGAUAAGUUUUUUUACAUCGAGACUGAUUUUGGAUUCGAAAUGUUGACACGUACGAUUGACCUUGGUAAUAAAAAGUUUUAUCGCCUUGUCAAACUUAUUUUUAAAACUUAUUUUUCACACGCUGACGAGACGUUGCGUUUUAGGAAAAACCUAGGAAUCGGUUCCUAUUGAUAGUUUACGAUUAUUACGAUUUUUCAUAGCGUCAUUAUAAUAAUGACGGGGUUCACUUUCUGAUAUUAAAUUUUCACAUUUGCGAAAAAGCACUUUCGAAUGGACUGACGUGUGUCCGUGUGAUAGGUAAUUGAAAGUAAAUUCACGUAUGUCAUUGUUUAAGCGGUCACCCUCUGUCAUCGUAUGUAAGUAGUCCCCUGCGAGUGACGAAAGCGAUGGCUUUCCUAAUUCCAUUAAUUGGAAAAUUUAUGCGUAUUAAGACGAAUUUGAGUAUAUCGAUUAUCAACUUUUUAGGUAAAAUUGCGAGAAAAAAAAAUAAUGAUCGUGCAUCGGUGUCGAUGAAAAUUCGGCACGGAGUAAGAUUUUUAAGUCGCCUUGAACCCUCGUGUAUACCUCGAAAUUUACUGCCUACUACUUCAAGCUAUACUUCAACUUCAGUGCGUACCUGUAUUUGCUGUAACUUCAAAAACAAAAGUUAUCGUCGGUACUCAAGUGUGUCACAUCCGAUUCUCGUUGAGCAACCAAUUUGGAUCUCGUAGAUUUUGUCACGAAAAAAGCAGAGCGCGUUCAGCGAAAUUUCGUACCUUUCACGAUAAUCCGUUUUGAAAAAUCAACAGGUAGAAAAAUAUAAUGAUAUAACAAUAAACAGCGAAAGUUGAAGUUUUUUUUUUUUUUUUAAAAAAAAAGAUUAUUUUCAUCAGACUUCAUGAAAGCUUCCAAGGGUACAGUAGUUCCCGCGAGAAUUUAGGAUCGCAACUGGAGCACCCGGAAACGGAUGUACAAGUUCAGCCAUAUUUGUGCCUCAAAUUGCUUACCAAAAAAGAAAAAAAAAUAUCUAGCUACAGUCUUUUUUUUGUCCAACAACGCGUUACACGGCCCAUAGACGAAGUUAGUGGUUAGUCGAAUUUGGGGUCAACCUGUAAAUAGCAGUAAAAGCGAGUUAACGAUUUUACAAGCGCAUGGAUCGUUGAGCCGUGAUUUAUUUUCAUUAGACCACGAGCGCAAAAAUGAUAUAUAUAUAUACUUAU
Messenger RNA from Cephus cinctus (wheat stem sawfly), 4333 nucleotides. Its product is annotated as pair-rule protein odd-paired. Lineage: Eukaryota; Metazoa; Arthropoda; Insecta; Hymenoptera; Cephidae. Gene Ontology annotation, molecular function: RNA polymerase II cis-regulatory region sequence-specific DNA binding; DNA-binding transcription factor activity, RNA polymerase II-specific. Gene Ontology annotation, cellular component: nucleus. The coding region runs from base 1339 to 2727 and encodes 462 amino acids. Gene Ontology annotation, biological process: regulation of transcription by RNA polymerase II; central nervous system development. The transcript has 4 exons. The record is from RefSeq and is a predicted model, not a curated record.